GCAUUUUAAAUAUAUCUAUGUGCAGUUCUUUGAUUAAACUGAAACAGAAUAAAUUUUACACAAUCGGUUACAAUAAAAUACACUUCUUCUAGUAGUGAUAUUUUUGUUUACUUUUGGUUUGACCAUGCCUUUCUUUUUCUUAUUUAUUCUAGCUGUAACAAUAGAAAUUACUCUAGGAGUGUGUACAGUUGAUAAUGUACAAAAUUCCCAAGGAGAAAUUAUGAGUGGGCACUACCUUUCUUGUAAAUUUGAAAAUAUAUCUUCAGAUUUGUACAGAAAAGUUCAACCAUAUUUUUUUCAUCUUGGGUACAACGGUAUAGAGUGGUUGGAAAUCAGUGACACCGAUAAUCGUAUUUUGUCAUUGGAGGGUUAUUUGAAGUUUCCCGUGAAUGAUUUAAGAAUAUAUAACGCAAAUAUUCACGAAAUUUAUCAUAACGCUUUUUCAGACUUAGAAUCUUAUCUGAGCAGGUUAUCAUUAAAAAAUAACAAACUUUCAAGUAUAGAAGAUUAUUAUUUUAAAGGUUUGCACUUAACAUACUUAGAUUUAAGUUUCAAUAACAUUAGCAAUAUAAAUGAAAACAGUUUCAUAGAUUGUGGAACUUUAGAAACGCUGAUCUUAAAAAAUAAUUUUCUUUCUGAAUUACCACCCAAUUUAUUCAAGAGGAGUCUAACAAGUCUAACUCAUUUAGAUAUUUCGUUUAACCAAAUUCUUAGUCUCGACAAUCAGAUAUUUUUUAGUUUAAACUCACUAUUUGAAUUACGUAUAAAUAAUAAUUAUUUAAACGAUUUGGAUAAAAAUAUACUCAGUGAAAAUAGAAAUCUGGCUUAUUUAUAUAUUAACAACAAUCAAUUUCGAGGUUUUCAUAAUUUAAAUUUACCAACUUUAUCUAUUACUUUUAUUAAUGCUAGUCAUAAUACAAUCAAUUUUUUCAAUUUUUCAAGUAAUAUCAAUAUUAGGACGUUAGAUUUAAGCUCGAACGGUAUAACAUCAACCAAAAAUGUAUCACUUGCAAAUGCAACUGUAAAUCGGUUACUUUUAGAUAAUAACAACUUGGAAUCAACUCAUGACACUUUUUUUAUUUCUUUUCCAUUACUGUCAGACUUUUCACUAACUAAUAAUAAAUUAAAACAACUAAAUCGCAACUUCAAAAAUACUACAAAGCUAGUAAAAGUAAACCUUGCAAAAAAUUAUUUACGUAGCAGUGACCUCUUAAAUUUACCUAAAUCACUUAACUAUUUACACCUUAGUUUUAACAAUUUAACAGAAAUUGAGUUUAAUUCUUUACAUGAUUUGAAAAUGUUAAAAGUUCUUUGUUUAGAUCACAAUCAAAUUCGAAAAAUUGAUUUGGGAUCGUUUAAGGAUUUAAAUCAGCUGAUUAAACUCGAUUUGUCAAAUAACGAAAUUUAUGUUUUAGAGAUAGGUGUUUUUGUUGGGCUAAAUGCUUUGCAACACAUAGAUUUAUCAUUCAAUAGAUUACAUCAAGUUAGUGGUAACGUUUUUUAUAAUUUACGAUCUUUGAAAGUGAUAAAUUUAAGCAAAACUAAAGUUACAUACAAUGAGUUGGAAGCAAUUUUAUUACAUUUACCAAACGUAGAAAAAAUUGGUUUAGCAGAAAACGGAUGGUCUUGUUCACGUAUAGUUGAUAUUAUGCACAAAUUUGGUAAAAAAGUUAUAGAUGUGGGGGACUAUACCACAACUAAUGUCGAUGGUGUGGCUUGUAAUUUACAAGUACAAGACUCAUCAAAUUUGAGUCACUUGGAAACAGCAAAUACAAAUAUAGUCGAUGGAGUGGCUUAUAAACACGAGGACAUACAAAAAACAAAAAAUUUAAGUCGUUUAUUAGAAAUUGUCAAUUUAUCUGAUUCUAAAUUACAUACGAUUGAAGUUUUAUUAAUAUUUCUUAAUGUCUUCAUAGGCAUACUGUUUUUAAAUAUUUUAUAUUUAAGUUUUAUAUGGAUUGCAUUUAUCCGUAAAAGUAAUAAUAACAAAAACGCAAGAAUAAAUAGUGAUCAAGAACUGCAGCUGAUUAGUUGCUCUUAAUUUUAUAUACAUUCAAAAAAUGUGAUUAUUAUUAAUAUUUUUAUAAAAAUAAUAUUUUUUUUACACAUUAAAAAAGGAAGUGUAUUACGAGUGAGUAUUCACAUAUUAGUUUCUGAGGACAAUGUAUUUGUAAAUUUUUGUAAUUUAAAUAAAUAUAUGUAUAUAAUUUUA
Molecule: messenger RNA, 2212 nt
Organism: Tribolium madens (black flour beetle)
Lineage: Eukaryota; Metazoa; Arthropoda; Insecta; Coleoptera; Tenebrionidae
Product: protein artichoke-like
Exons: 2
Coding region: 125-2041 (638 amino acids)
Molecular function (GO): protein binding
Source: RefSeq, a predicted model, not a curated record